Messenger RNA from Nelumbo nucifera (sacred lotus), 1546 nucleotides. RefSeq names its product delta(7)-sterol-C5(6)-desaturase-like. Lineage: Eukaryota; Viridiplantae; Streptophyta; Magnoliopsida; Proteales; Nelumbonaceae. Gene Ontology annotation, biological process: lipid biosynthetic process. The record is from RefSeq and is a predicted model, not a curated record. Gene Ontology annotation, molecular function: iron ion binding; oxidoreductase activity.
UAAAUAGUGCGGGACCGGAUCAAGUAGUUAAAUGUCACUUGAUAAAUAUUAUUCUCACCUUAGACUCUCUCCACUCCUCACUUCCCCCUCAUUCCAGUUCACAGUUCUCUCUCUCUAUACUAAACUUUCUCCCGUCGUAAUCCCGGCGAUUUUCCCGGCCCUAAUUGCCUGAAUCUGCUCGCUUUUCCUGAAAAAUAAAAUGGAAGACUAUUUGCAGCUUUUCGUGGACGAAACCAGCUUUUACAACCGCAUUGUGCUCGGAAAUCUUUUGCCAGAGAAUCUUUGGAAAGCGCUCCCUCACUUUAUCCAGACAUGGAUUCGGAACUACAUUGGAGGGACCGCCGUUUAUUUCAUUUCUGGAUUUUUAUGGAGUUUCUACAUCUACUACUGGAAACGAAACGUUUAUCUUCCUAAAGGUGAUCAUCUCAAAAAGACUUAUAGCAUGUGGAUACUCAGAACAACUCAAUGGAACCUUGUCCCAAUCAGUGAUUUAAAAGGCACGCCUCAGAUGCACAGGCGAGGUGCAUUUCAAGAUGCCAUCCCUUCAACAAAGGCCAUGUUUUUGCAAAUAGUUGUUGCAAUGAAGGCCAUGCCUUGGUAUUGUCUUCUUCCAACACUUUCAGAGUACAUGGUUGAGAAUGGCUGGACAAGGUGUUUCUCUAGAAUAAGUGAUGUUGGCUGGCCUCUCUACCUUCUGUAUUUGGCGGUUUAUUUAGCCAUUGUCGAAUUUGGGAUUUACUGGGCACAUAGAGAGUUGCAUGACAUAAAACCAUUAUACAAAUAUCUUCAUGCAACACAUCACAUCUACAAUAAGCAGAACACACUCUCUCCAUUUGCAGGUUUGGCAUUUCAUCCACUGGAUGGGAUACUGCAGGCAGUACCACAUGUAAUAGCAUUCUUUCUUGUGCCAACCCAUUUCACAACUCACAUCAUUCUCUUGUUCUUGGAGGCUGUAUGGACGGCAAACAUACAUGACUGCAUCCACGGCAACUUAUGGCCUGUCAUGGGUGCUGGCUACCACACAAUUCACCAUACAACAUAUCGACAUAACUAUGGCCAUUACACGAUAUGGAUGGAUUGGUUUUUUGGAACUCUUCGUGACCCUGACUUAGACUCACCUGACAAGAAAAUGUGACAUGAAGUGCAUGCUCACUCGUGCAGAAGAUCAAUAGCCUUGAGGCUGUUUGUUUAGGCCUAAACCGGACGAGCUCUAUAGUUUUGUCCUCUUCUCUCUUUUUAUUUUGGUUGAACUGUUGUUUUGUUGAGUUUGUAGCUUGGUGUAAAUCAUGUUGGCUGAGUUGCUGCAGUUUUCUUAUUGCUGCAGUUUAGGCCUAAACCGGACGAGCUCUAUAGUUUUUGCAGUAUUCGUGUUUAGGAAGUUACUUGGAGGUGCAAAAAAGAAGUGUAUUUUUUAAGUAGGUUCAUGAUUCUGUCAUUAUUUGGGUUACCUUCUUUCUCACCUGUCUGACCCAAAAUUGGAGCACCUCUUGGAUAAUGUAUAAAAUCAAAGAACUUACCAUAUAUUUGACCUAACCAAGUUUUCUUA